AUGGCGCGCCAAUCCGGAUACGACCGCCACAUUACCAUCUUUUCGCCCGAGGGCCGCUUGCAUCAGGUCGAGUAUGCGUUCCAGGCAGUCAAGAAGAACCAGAACAUGACCUCUGUAGCUUUGCGAGGAGACGAUAGUGUUGUCGCAGUGACCCAGAAGAAGGUUCCGGAUAAGCUGAUGGACAAGGAUUUUGGCACUCACCUCUACAACAUCACUCCGAAUGUUGGCUGCCUCAUGACGGGCAUGAGUCCUGAUGCUCGAGCUCUGGUGUACAGGGCGAGAGAGAUUGCAGCCAAGUUCAAGGAUAAGAAUGCCUACGAAAUCCCUGUCCAUUACCUUGCCUUGAAGCUUGCAAACAUUGCACAGGUGUACACCCAACACGCCUACAUGCGACCCUAUGGUGUCAGUACCAUCCUGGUUUCCAUCGAUGACGAGAAGGGCCCGUCGCUCUAUCAGAUCGACCCUGCUGGUCAAUACUUUGGGUAUAAGGCUGCAGCCGCUGGCACAAAGGACCAAGAGGCUCAGAACGCGCUUGAGAAGAUUGUGAAGAAGAAGAUUCAAUUCACAGAAGCUGAGACCAUUCAGCAGGCGAUUGGAUGCCUUCAAGCCGUCAUGGGUAUGGACUUUAAGGCUUCGGACAUCGAAGUGGGCGUCGUGUCAAAGUCCAGGAAGGGAUUCUUCCGGUUAACGGAGGCGGAGAUUGAUGCUCACCUGACAGAGAGUCCUGAGGUUCGCAAGCUGACUGAGAAGGCACGUGGGAGGCAGCAGUUCAUAUUUGACGGACGAACGGUCUACGAAUGGGAGCAGAACCUGGAUGAGACUCACAUCUACAUCCAACCACCUCCGGGAGUAACAAAGCACGCUUUGGACAUCAAAAUUGAGCCUAGGCAUCUUCGUGUCGGGCUGAAGGGCAAUCCUCCCUUCUUAAACGAAGAGGUUUUCAGCUUGGUUGAGACCGAUAGCUCCUUCUGGAUGAUAGAGGAUGGCGAGCUGCACAUCCAACUGCAAAAGGUCCACAAGGGAGAAACGUGGCAUUCGGCCUUGAAAGGUCAUGGUCAGUUGGACAUGUUCUCCGAGCAGGAGAUCAACAAAAAGCUCAUGCUGGAAAGAUUCCAGGAGGAACAUCCUGGCUUUGACUUUUCGGGUGCGAGCUUCAGCGGACAGGCUCCUUCCGCUCGCACCUUCAUGGGAGGCAUUCAUGCGGAUCCGCAAUCCCUUACAUAG
Molecule: messenger RNA, 1224 nt
Organism: Durusdinium trenchii
Lineage: Eukaryota; Dinophyceae; Suessiales; Symbiodiniaceae
Source: the annotation of a GenBank genome assembly